Molecule: messenger RNA, 831 nt
Organism: Amaranthus tricolor (Joseph's coat)
Lineage: Eukaryota; Viridiplantae; Streptophyta; Magnoliopsida; Caryophyllales; Amaranthaceae
Product: zinc finger protein ZAT1-like
Exons: 1
Coding region: 1-831 (276 amino acids)
Source: RefSeq, a predicted model, not a curated record
AUGGAGAAGGUGGGAAAUCAAGAAGAUUUAAAGCAUGUGUGUAAGCUCUGCUCUAGGAAGUUUCGUUGUGGAAAAUCUUUAGGAGGUCAUAUGAGAUCUCAUGUUAUGGCGGCUAAAGCCCAUAUAAAAAAAUCUAAAAAAGUUGUUAACUUUGUUGUUAAAUAUAACAAUGAAGAAAAUCAAGAUGAUAAUGGUGUGGAACUUUAUAGAGAUACACCAAAACAACAAGAAGGAGAUGAUAGUUCUUUGCUAAAUAAUAGCAAAGAACUGUUAAAUAUAGCAAUGGAAGUUCAGUCUGAUACUGAUUACAUUAAUUCGGAACCACAAACAAGCUCUUCUUUGUUAAGUCAUAGGCCUAUUUUUAAUGGUGAUUCUUUAUCUGCUACUGAAAAUGGUGAUGGGUCUUCCUCAGUUCAUCCUGAAAUUGAUAAGGAAAUGAAAAAGGUUGCUAAGUGGUUAGUGGAGCUUUCUAGGGACUCUUUUAAUCUUGUUGCUGAAUCAUCAGAUUCCAACGGUUCACAAAAUAAGACGGCUACAACAGCAAGUAACAAAACUAAAAUUUUUAAUAGCAAAUCAAGGAAAGCAAAGGGUCAUAAAUGUCCUUUUUGUAAUAGAGUUUUUAGGUCGGGUCAAGCAUUAGGGGGUCACAAGAGAUCACAUUUAAUGAGAGGAGGCAGAGUGGGGACAAUUGACAAAGAGAGGGAGCAAACCCCACAACCACUGGAACCUCAACCGCAGCCGCAACCAUCACCGCUGCAGCAGCAGCCACAGCAACAGCAGCGGCAGCCUCUUUUGAUUGAUCUCAACCUUCCAUGUACAAUGGAGGAAUAA